CGCAGGCGCGUUAGCGGCCUGCGGCUGUUGGCUGAGGGUUGGUGUCGAGGUUGAGGUGAGUUGUGCCGGGCCUGAGGGGAGCCGGCAGCGGGACACAUUGGGCUUUUACCAGACUUCAGCGACACCGUCUCCGCGGUCUCAUCCAAUGUCCAGCGGAAUCACGCUUCAGAACCGGAUCAUCCUGUAGCGAGUGGCCCAGGAUAUGGGCAUUGUCGGCAAGGCUGUCGUUUAUUACCCAUCCCUCGAAGGUGAUGGUGGGGUUUGUAGUCAGCUGAAUUCCUGGAGACUGCAGGAAAUGAUCAUGGAAGUCAGCAGGUAGUGCAGGCAGCUUGGAUGAGUUUCUUGGUGAAGCUGCUUCGUUCUGUGACAGUCCUCAGCUCGAGAGCAGUGACGACGACAUCAGCAGCCUGUGCCAUGGAGAUGCCAGUGGAGAGCGCCAUCCACACCAAGCUGGAGCAGUGCCUGGCACCCACGUACCUGCAGGUCAUUAAUGAGAGCCACAUGCAUGCAGUACCCCGAGGCUCAGAGACCCACUUCAAAGUGGUGGUGGUCAGCGAACAGUUUGAGGGAGUGCCCCUACUCCAGCGGCAUCGGAUGGUCAAUGAGGCCCUAAAGCAGGAAUUGGAGACCAGGGUGCAUGCCCUCUCCAUCCAGGCCAAGACCCCUCAGCAGUGGGGAGCCGAGCCACACGUUGAUAGGAGCCCGGCCUGUCUGGGAGGAUCCAAACAUGACCGGCACAUGGCGGUCAAACAGGGAACACUUUCAGAAGACUGAGGGCUGCUGGGCUAGUUAUGCUGGCCCUUAGAGAACAAACUACAAAACGGAUAUAAACAGCGGGAAUUACUGUCACAUUACGAACCUCUAGAAUGUCUGACAAGACAAAGCUUUGUCGGGUGCUGCUUUUUAAAAAUGGCACUUUGAUCAAAAAAAUAAAUCUGAUUGCUCUGCAGUUUCAAUAUUUAUCA
Messenger RNA from Carcharodon carcharias (great white shark), 965 nucleotides. It is a transcript of the gene bola1, whose product is annotated as bolA family member 1. The transcript is spliced from 3 exons. Gene Ontology annotation, cellular component: mitochondrion. The record is from RefSeq and is a predicted model, not a curated record. Lineage: Eukaryota; Metazoa; Chordata; Chondrichthyes; Lamniformes; Lamnidae. Bases 334 to 774 code for a protein of 146 amino acids.